AUGCUCCAGCAGAUUUUGACGGACAUGUUCAUAUCCCCUGAGCUCCUGGCUGAGCUGAACGAGGAGCAGAAGCAGGUGUUGUUCAUUAAGAUGCGUGAGGAACAGAUCCGACGCUGGAAGGAUAGCGAGGCUCGACUGGAGAAGGAGGACGCCACUCUGAAGAAACCCAAGAAAGGUAUCACUGAGCCGUCAACACUGACAAUGUAUGGUUGGGUGCAUCCCUAAUGGGCACCCUAUUCAUUUUAUAGUAUAGCACUACUCUAUAUAGUGCACUAUGGGGGAAUAGGGUGCCAUUUUGGAUAUUUUCCAUGCCUCUCUCUGUGAAAAGCAUAUUUACUGUUGGGCUCCUGGGAUGUUUCUGUUUCGCUAUAUCCUAGCGGAGUUAUUCUCAACUCCACGAUGUUUGUCACAUCAAGGUUGUGGAGACAAGUGUGUGUGUGGUCUGGAUCUCCGACUACAUCGAGCCGCUGUCAGUCGAUACUUCUGAAAAUGUAAAUUCUUAAACCCUUACCGUGUACCUAUGUUUGUCUUCUGUAGCUGUGUGCCUUUCUUUGUUUGCUGAAAUCCAUACUUUUUUUAAUAAAACGUUAAUCAAAUACAACCACCGACUGUUUCCUCGUAUCGACUGACAGCGACUUGAUGUAGUCAGAGGUACACAGUCGUUGCAACCCAAGUCCACCGAGAUGUACUGUACAUAUCGUGGAGUUGAGAAACCCACCUAGUUAUAUGCCAACCUGGAGACUAAAGGACAUAUAGGAAUCUCCACUGAAACGUUGCGUUCAGAUGUAGUGAUGGAGAGUAUAAUUCACUCCUGUUAAAGUAGUCCCAACUGCAGCAGUGUUGCACUGUGGAAAAUGAAUUGAGUAAUAUUAUGCUAGGAUGAAUUGAGUACAGUAUUUCUCUAACUGGCUGUGCUGUGUGUUUAUACAGUGGGGGGAAAAAGUAUUUAGUCAGCCACCAAUUGUGCAAGUUCUCCCACUUAAAAAGAUGAGAGGCCUGUAAUUUUCAUCAUAGGUACACGUCAACUAUGACAGACAAAUUUGAGAUUUUUUUUCUCCAGAAAAUCACAUUGUAGGAUUUUUUAUGAAUUUAUUUGCAAAUUAUGGUGGAAAAUAAGUAUUUGGUCACCUACAAACAAGCAAGAUUUCUGGCUCUCACAGACCUGUAACUUCUUCUUUAAGAGGCUCCUCUGUCCUCCACUCGUUGCCUGUAUGAAUGGCACCUGUUUGAACUUGUUAUCAGUAUAAAAAAAAAACUCAACUCGUCGUGUUUGGAGGACAAAGAAUGCUGAGUUGCAUCCAAAGAACACCAUACCUACUGUGAAGCAUGGGGGUGGAAACAUCAUGCUUUGGGGCUGUUUUUCUGUAAAGGGACCAGGACGACUGAUCCGUGUAAAGGAAAGAAUGAAUGGGGCCAUGUAUCGUGAGAUUUUGAGUGAAAACCUCCUUCCAUCAGCAAGGGCAUUGAAGAUGAAACGUGGCUGGGUCUUUCAGCAUGACAAUGAUCCCAAACACACCGCCCGGGCAACGAAGGAGUGGCUUCGUAAGAAGCAUUUCAAGGUCCUGGAGUGGCCUAGCCAGUCUCCAGAUCUCAACCCCACAGAAAAUCUUUGGAGGGAGUUGAAAGUCCAUGUUGCCCAGCGACAUCCCCAAAACAUCACUGCUCUAGAGGAGAUCUGCAUGGAGGAAUGGGCCAAAAUACCAGCAACAGUGUGUGAAAACCUUGUGAAGACUUACAGAAAACGUUUGACCUGUGUCAUUGCCAACAAAGGGUAUAUAACAAAGUAUUGAGAAACUUUUGUUAUUGACCAAAUACUUAUUUUCCACCAUAAUUUGCAAAUAAAUUCAUAAAAAAUCCUACAAUGUGAUUUUCUGGAUUUUUUUUCCCUCAUUUUGUCUUCAUAGUUGACGUGUACCUAUGAUGAAAAUUACAGGCCUCUCUCAUCUUUUUAAGUGGGAGAACUUGCACAAUUGGUGGCUGACUAAAUACUUUUUUCCCCACUGUACUUGUGUCUGUGGCGCACGUCCGUCCGUCUGUCUGUCUGUUUGUGUCUGUGUGUGCGUGCGUUUUGUCCAUCAGCCAAUGUGAAGAGUGUACAGUGGCUGACGGGGAUGGAUAGUGACGUGUGGGUGUGGGUGAUGGGGGACCACCCUGCCGACAAGUCCUACGAGCAGAUCUGUGAUGACAUCAUAGCCCAGAGGGCGACCCUCCAGGCCCAGAGAGAGGCAGAGGAGCUCAGGUGGGAGGAAAUUACAUCGUCACAUGCCGUACAUUUUUUAUUUUAAUUUUUUUAGCAGUGCCCCGUGUUUGUGCUAUAACCUUCUCCUUUGUUGCUGUCGUGCCAAAGCCCUUUGUCAUUGUCAAACAUGUUUGGCACGAAAAAUGUUAAAGGUGUUGGUUAAAGCGGCUUUUGUGGAGCGACGGGUAACGGUGCUUCGAGGGUGACUGUUGUCGAUGAGUGCAGAGGGUCCCUGGUUCAAGCCCAGUUAGGGGCGAGGAGAGGGACGGAAGCAACACUGUUACAUAGGGAAGGGGCGCAGGUGUGUGCAGUAGCCGGCCGCGACCAGGAGACCCAUGGGGCGGCGCACAAUUGGCCCAGCGUCGUCCAGGGUAGGGGAGGGAAUGGCCGGCAGGGAUGUAGCUCAGUUGGUAGAGCAUGGCGUUUGCAACGCCAGGGUUGUGGGUUCGAUUCCCAUGGGGGGGCCAGUAUGAUUUUUUUAUUUUUUAUAUAUAUAUAUAUACUCACUAACUAAGUCGCUCUGGAUAAGAGCGUCUGCUAAAAUGACUAAAAUGUAAAUGUAAAGCAGACCUGACUAUCACCUGACUAUCAGGUCAUUAGCCAGAUAUUGGACUCAACACUCUAAAUUGGGGUCAGCUUCAUUUCAAUUCAGUUGACAUUUACCUCAUAGGCAAUUUUAAUUGUUGUCAAUUUUAAUUGUUGUCAUAGCCAUCAAUUAAACCGCUUUCUGACAGGAAGAUGUCAGGUGGUUAAGCUUGUUGUCUUGAACAGUGGCAUAUAAACAUGCUUAAUUUACUACAUGCCAACCAGACCCUGUAAUGGGAUGCAGUGGUUGAUAGAAGUGCGUGUCUAUGGUCUAUUUUUGCCUUAUCACACCAGCCAUUACAAAAUAACCUGUAAGGUAGGUUCUGCACAGAUUCUCUGGCUGCCAGUAAUACCCACAGGGCUAUAGUUGGGUUUAAUGUAGACGUCGCCCUUCCCAGCCAGGAAGUCCUAGUUAAACAUUUCUUCAACUAACCUCACAUUUUAUUGAGUCGGGCACUCCCUGUGUGAGCUGUACUUGACCACGAUAGUGUUGCCUAUGACCUUGUUCCCACAACUACAGGUAGUCAUUCAAUGCUGUGGGGGAGUUUUGACUUCUUAGUCAUGUUUCCCUGUAAAAGUGGUGAUAAUGAUAACAGGCUGCUGUAACGGUUUGGUUGAGCCAAAGUUAUCUAUAACCCCAAAUUAACCCGCAAUUAGAAGACAUGAGAUAGCUGGAAACAAUGUGUCAUCUCCACCAUUGGUUAGUUAAAGAUGCCGUAAGCAGGUGAAUCAGUGGAGGCUGGUGUCACUUUAAGUCAGAGGAUGGGCUCAUCGUAAUGGAUGGAAUGAAUGCAACGGUAUGUGUUUAAAACCUUUCCAUUUGGUCGAUUCCAGCCAUUACAAAAUGCCCGUCUUCCACUGGAGAAGGUGCAUGAAGAUGACGGCCACCAUGUACUCACCACAACUGCCUUUUAUUGCUAAGUUCGCCGUAUUGUACAUUGCUCUCCGUUACUCUUUUUUUGUAUUAUUGAUAGCACAGUAUGCAUGAUCCAAAUGCUAGCUCCAAGAUGGUGGCCAUUUUGAGAAAAAAAAAAAAAGAAGUAGAUUGUGCUGAUUUACUGUCACAUUGAACCAUCGCCGUACUUUAAGAACUCUGUGGAUAGUGCUAAAAACAUUGACGUCAUUUCUGAAUUCCUUUAUCUUUAUGCACCUUCGCCAUUUCUCAUUCCACCAUCUGUAUGUGUGGACGUUGUUGUUGAACGUUCUACUAAAUUCACUUCAUUCUGACGUUUCAAAUUCUUCUAUUCAGCUGGUCAGACCGAAGCCUUACUAAACCGCCCAUACAGGUUAGAUCAUUGAAUUCCAUUUGAGAACAUGCUGUCUCACACCCCACUGUUCUGUACUUGUGGAUGCUUGAGUUAUCUUAACUGAGUGGUUUCUACAUUUAAACCUAAAGUAACUACUUUGUUCCAGACAGUCCAUCACAGAAGCAUGUAUUAUUGCAUACUCGAAUAUCCACAUUCUCCAUUUUAAUGAAUGUGUUGAUAAUUCUGGGCCAAAUCCUAACUGGAGAUCUGUGAAAUCCCUGUAAAAAGUUACAGGCAAGCAGCAUUUAAGUUAUGACUUGGUCCUCUGUGCCUGCCUGUUGGCUGAGAAGGCUACACGACUCCUAACUUGCCUCAUCUUGUUCUCUGUUGACAUCCUGAUCUGGACUGAGCUUAUGUGUCUUAACAUUCCACUCCUCAGUCCUUCUAUUGUUGAUUCCAAUGUGUGUCCUCAGCAUGUUGGCAUUUAUUCAUCAUGAAUCUUGUUCUGGAGGCAGCCCUGCAGUGGUCACUAGCUGGCACAGCCACAAAGUCAUAAAAUCUGAUUUUAAACCUAACCUUAACAACCCUAAUGCGAACCCUAAUCUUAAAUAAAGAUCAAAACCACAUUUUUGUUUUCAUAAAUUUUUACAAUGUAGCCAAUUUGACUUUACAGCUGGCCCAUCUAGCGGAAAUCGCUCAGUUCUGCCUCCAGGACAAGCCUCAUCCCAAUAAACGUCAACCUGCGUGGUGUUAGGGGGCGUGUCCUCAUGAGUUGUAGGUGAAUUCAUGAAAAAUAAAAAGGAAAGCGCUGCUGCUCAUGCUCCCAGGCUCCAUGGACGCCUGAUGAAGACCUAAGGGUCGAAACGUUGUUAUAACAAAAUCACCCGGGAGCAUGUGCAGCGUUUCCUGUUAAUCUUCCUCGUAGUAGCCAUGUGCCUGUAUGGAUAGGAAAAGUCUGCAGGUCCUUUUUCUAUCCAUGUCUCAGGGUAGGGGAUUGUGGGUAUGGGAUUGUGGACUGUCAUAGGAGGGGUCAUGGUAGGGGAUUGUGGACUGUCAUAGGAGGGGCCAUGGUAGGGGAUUGUGGACUGUCAUGGGAGGGGCCAUGGUAGGGGAUUGUGGACUGUCAUGGGAGGGGCCAUGGUAGGGGAUUGUGGACUGUCAUGGGAGGGGCCAUGGUAGGGGAUUGUGGACUGUCAUUGGAGGAGCCAUGGUAGGGGAUUGUGGACUGUCAUGGUAGGGGAUUGUGGACUGUCAUUGGAGGGGCCAUGGUAGGGGAUUGUGGACUGUCAUUGGAGGGGCCAUGGUAGGGGAUUGUGGACUGUCAUUGGAGGGGCAAGGUAUUUAGAUUUCAGGAAAAGCUUUACAAAUCAGUGGACAGGUAAAGAUAUACAAGUGAUCGUGUGUGUUUUCACUCAGUCCCUCCCUCUAAAGCCAACACCACUGUGUGUGUUUUCACUCAGUCCCUCCCUCUAAAGCCAACACCACUGUGUGUGUUUUCACUCAGUCCCUCCCUCUAAAGCCAACACCACUGUGUGUUUUCACUCAGUCCCUCCCUCUAAAGCCAACACCACUGUGUGUGUUUUCACUCAGUCCCUCCCUCUAAAGCCAACACCACUGUGUGUUUUCACUCAGUCCCUCCCUCUAAAGCCAACACCACUGUGUGUUUUCACUCAGUCCCUCCCUCUAAAGCCAACACCACUGUGUGUUUUCACUCAGUCCCUCCCUCUAAAGCCAACACCACUGUGUGUUUUCACUCAGUCCCUCCCUCUAAAGCCAACACCACUGUGUGUGUUUUCACUCAGUCCCUCCCUCUAAAGCCAACACCACUGUGUGUGUGCGGGUGCGUGCGCAGGGCGAAAAAGGAAGCGGAGCUGGUCAAGAGGUUCUCCAGUGUGUUGAUGGACUCAGAGCUGCAGUCAUGGAGACAGGAGGUGGAGCGACAGGAGGUGGAGCGACAGGAGGUGGAGCGACAGGAGGUGGAGCGACAGGAGCAGGCCAGACGGGCUGCAGCUCAGCAGCAGAACCAACAGGAGGUGGAGCUUAAGGUACCCUAACCCAUCAUCAAGGUACCCUAACCCAUCAUCAAGGUACCCUACCCAUCCCUAAGGUACCCUACCCAUACCUAAGGUACCCUACCCAUCACAUUCACAUUCACAUGCCACAGUCUAUUUAGAGUUACAUGUAAUCCUGACAUCCAGCCAUAGACUUAGCUAGAUAGACAUCGCAUCAUUGUAUCUGUCCCAUUAUGGCGUCUGUGAGAAUAUGGGCAGCGCCAUUGAGGCCAUCUCCAUUUUUGAAGUAGUCCAUUUUGUAUGCACUCAAAACUGUAAGUCGCUCUGGAUAAGAGCAUCUGCUAAAUGACUAAAAUGUAAAUGUAAAAUAUAGCCCCUGGUUCUCCUCAGACUUGACUGCCCUUGACCAGCACAAAAACAUCCUGUGGCAUACUGCAUUAGCAUCGAACAGCCCCCGCGAUAUGCAACUUUUCAGGGAAGUCAGGAACCAAUAUACACAAUCAGUUAGGAAAGCAAAGGCUAGCUUUUUCAAACAGAAAUGUGCAUCCUGUAGCACUAACUCCAAAAAGUUUUGGGACACUGUAAAGUCCAUGGAGCAUAAGAGCACCUCCUCCCCACUGCACUGAGGCUAGGAAACACUGUCACCCCCGAUAAAUCUACAAUAAUCGAGAAUUUCAACAAGCAUUUGGCUACGGCUGGCCAUGCUUUCCACCUGGCUACCACUACCCCGGCCAACAGCUCUGCACCCUCCGCUGCAACUUGCCCAUGCCCCCCCCCCCGCUUCUCCUUUACACAAAUUCAGACAGCUGAUGUUCUGAAAGAGCUGCAAAAUCUGGACCCCUAAAAAACAGCUGGGCUAGACAAUCUGGACCCUUUCUUUCUAAAAUUAGCCGCCUGACCAUGGUGCUUGCCUUUGGAGCAGUGAGGGGAACGGCACCCCUGUACCUUCAGGCUCUGAUCAGUCCCUACACCCAAACGAGGACAUGCGUUCAUCCACCUCUGGCCUGCUGGCUCCACUUCCUCAUGCGGAAGCACCAGCUCCACCUCAGCCCAGUCAAAACUGUGCGCUGCGCUGGCACCCCAUGGGGGAACAAGAAAACCCCCCCUCCCCCCCCCCCAAAAAAAAAAAAAAAAAAAAAAAAAAAAAAAAAAAAAUUUUCCCCCCAAAAAAACCCCAAAAAAAGGCCCCUUUUAAAAAAAAAAAAAAACCCAAAAAAAAAAAAACCCCCCUUAAAAAAAAAAAAAAAACCCCAAUUUUUUUUAAAGGGGGGGGAAAACAACACCCUUACUUAGCCUAAUCCCUAAACCUAAACAGCCAUUGGCAAAAACCCGGCCCCUGUCCCCCGGGAAGCACACCCCCCACCCAUCAAAACUUCCUGCUUCACCCAAUGGAACAACUCCCCUCACACAAACACGAGCACUCACACCUCCAACUUUUGAAACAACCCCCAAACCCAAGGAAUACCUGGAAAAAAAAAUAAAAACCCCCUAAAGAAUUCCUAACCCCCCCCCCCCCCCCCCCCCCCAAAAGGGCCCACUGCCUAAGGGACCCCUUUUGGAAUUGUCGCUCGGCUAAGAUCGUCUGCAAAAUGACGUUAAUGUGCCCUUGAGCAAGGCACUUAACCCUAAUUGCUCCUGUAAGUCGCUCUGGUUAAGAGCGUCUGCUAAAUGACUAAAAUGUAAAUGUAAAUGUAAAAUUGUCGCAACCCCUAUUACUAGCCUGUUCAACCUCUCUUUCGUAACGUCUGAGAUCCCCAGAGAUUGGAAAGCUGCCGCGGUCAUCCCCCUCUUCAAAGGGGGUGACACUCUAGAUACAGACCUAUAUCCAUCCUGCCCUGCCUUUCGAAUGUAUUUGAAAGCCAAGUUAACAAACAGAUCACCGACCAUUUCGAAUCCCACCGUACCUUCUCCGCUAUGCAAUCUGGUUUCCGAGCUGGUCAUGGGUGCACCUCAGCCACGCUCAAGGUCCUAAACAAUAUUAUAACCGCGAUCGAUAAAAGACAGUACUGCGCAGCCGUCUUCAUCGACCUGGCCAAGGCUUUCGACUCUGUCAACCACCGCAUUCUUAUUGGCAGACUAAAUAGCCUUGGUUUCUCAAAUGACUGCCUCGCCUGGUUCACCAACUACUUCUCAGAUACAGUUCAAUGUGUCAAAUCGGAGGGCCUGUUGUCUGGACCUCUGGCAGUCUCUAUGGGGGUGCCACAGGGUUCAAUUCUCUGGCCGACUCUAUUCUCUGUGGUGCUGCUGGUGACGCUCGGAUCCACCUCUAUGCGGACAACACCAUUUUGUAUACAUCUGGCCCUUCAUUGGACACUGUGUUAACAAACCUCAAAACGAGCUUCAACGCCAUACAACACUCCUUCUGUAGCCUCCAACUGCUCUUAAACACUAGUAAAACUAAAUGCGUGCUCUUCAACCGAACGCUGCUGGCACCUGCCCACCCGACUAGAAUCACUACUCUUCACUAGAGUAUGUGGACAACUACAAAUACCUAGGUGUCUGGUUAGACUGUAAACUCUCCUUCCAGACUCACAUUAAGAAUCUCCAAUCCAAAGUUAAAUCUAGAAUCGGCUUCCUAUUUCGCAAACAAAGCCUCCUUCACUCAUGCUGCCAAACAUGCCCUCGUAAAACUGACUAUCCUACCGAUCCUUGACUUUGGCGAUGUCAUUUACAAAAUAGCCUCCAACACUACUCAGCAAAUUGGAUGUAGUCUAUCACAGUGCCAUCUGUUUUGUCUCCAAAGCCCCAUACACUACCCACCACUGUGACCUGUACGCUCUUGUUGGCUGGCCCUCACUACAUGUUCGUCGCCAAACCCACUGGCUCCAGGUCAUCUAUAAAUCACUACUAGGCAAAUCCCCGUCUUAUCUUAGCUCACUGGUCACCAUAGCAACACCCACCCGUAGUCUGCACUCCAGCAGGUAUAUCUCACUGGUCAUCCCCAAAGCCAACACCUCCUUUGGCUGCCAUUCCUUCCAGUUCUCUGCUACCAAUGACUGGAACGAACUGCAAAAAUCUCUGAAGCUGGAGACUCUUAUCUCCCUCACUAACUUUAGGCGUCAAUUGUCAGAGCAGCUUACCGAUCACUGCACCUGUACACAUCCCAUCUGUAAUUAGCCCAUCCAACUACCUCAUCCCCAUAUUGUUAUUUAUUUUAUCUAUCAUUCCAGUGUUAAUACGAAAUUGUAACUAUUUUGCACUAUGGCCUAUUUAUUGCCUUACCUCCAUAAUUUACUACAUUCGCACACACUGUAUAUAUAUUUUCUGUUGUAUUUUUGACUUUGUUUUGUUUACCCCAUAUGUAACUCUGUUGUUUUUAUCGCACUGCUUUGCUUUAUCUUGGCCAGGUCGCAGUUGUAAAUGAGAACUUGUUCUCAACUGGCUUACCUGGUUAAAUAAAGGUGAAAAAAAAAUAUGGCACGAGUCCACCAAUUGUAACCAUUUGCGUCACAUGGUGCUGCCCAUUCUAUAACAGGCUUUUGAGGACGCUAGUACCCAAUCUAUGGUUCCAGCCCAGUUCAUCAAGUCUGAUUUGUUGAAUUACUUGUUUUUGUGCUUGGCUGGAUCAAAAGGGGCGGCAGGUAGCUUAGUGGUUAAGAGCAUUGUGCCAGUAACUGAAAGGUCGCUGGUUCUAAUCCCCGAGCCGACUAGGUGAAAAAUCUGUCAGAUGUGCCCUUGAGCAAGGCACUUAACCCUAAUUGCUUAUGUAAGUCGCUCUGGAUAAGAGCGUCUGCUAAAUGACCAAAACCAACAGUACACCCAGUACUCUAGCUCUCCUGGGCUGCUUACCUUGAAUCUUAUACAAUUUAACAAUUAUUCUAAGGUUUCUACAGUCAUGGCAUCAACUGUUUUGAUCAUAAUUACAGUUUGACAGGUUAUAUGGUUAAGUAUUAGCCCAUUUAUUAAAAUGCAGUCAUUGUAUAAUAUUGUCACAGUAUAAUGAGUGUUUAAGUUAUGUAAACAGGGAAGUUGAUGAUGCAUUGAUAUGAAACAAUUAGCCUCAUAGGUGUUGGAAGCCCAUUUUUCAACUUACAGGAACUACUCAAUGUUUCAUCAAUGGUAUUGUUUGCCCACAUCCUCAUGGCCAUAACACGUUAGCUAAACAACCCCUAUAAUCUCUUUCCAGUUAUCGUUCAUUUAACCAACUUCUAGAAUAAAGUCCUUCCUAAACAGUCAGUUUUUUUUACCAUAUGGGCCAGCUCAAAACAAUUAUUUAAAUACAUUUGUUUGAGCUCAUAGCAUCACUGUCUUUAUACAGUGUUUGAAAUUGACUUGAUUUAUUGCAGGUAAAACUCUGAGGGGAAAAUAUAACACACAGAAGCUUAGUAAAAUGAGGAGGUACGAUCUGUACUUGUCCAAUAGGAAACGCUUGUUUGGGAUUUUCUGUUGCAAAAUGUUAUUUACUUUUUGCCAGGUGUGCUCUAAUGAACAUGACCCUGGUUCAAUUCCAAAACCCUGUUCCAGUGGGUUCCUCCUCAUUUCCACCAACGUCUUUCUAUUUGUUUAGCUGCUACUGUUCCAUGGUGACAUUUCUCUCCUUCCCACCUGUUUCUUUCAGAAAAGAGAGGCGGAGGAGAGGAGGAGGGCUGAGGAGGAGGUGCGAAGGGUGGAGCAGAAGAGAAAGCAGGAGAUCUACAUGGACCUGAGGGAGGUCAGAGAGGAGAGAGACGACCAACACUGGCAAGAUUCAUGUAAGCACACACACACGCUGGAGAAACUCUGAAGCAUACGAAUUCUAAGUCGUCAGUUUUGCAGUCAAGCUUCACAUCUCAGAAGAAUCUCGAUUUAAUAUGGGGCAGAACAGACAGGUUUGGGUUAGAUUGUUGACAACAUGUAAACUAUUUUUAGUCUCCAAUAUGUUUAUUGAAAACAUAAAUACAUUUGCACAAUGAGCACUUGUCUCUCAGUUACAUCGUUACAGUUGUUGGUUAGCUAGCUAGCGAAUUUUAGCCAAAUUAGCAUUGACAUGAAAUCAGUCAAAACACCUCAAAACAAGACAUGGUAUAAAGAACAAGAAACUAGCUCAAACGAGUCACUUACGAUUCCACACAUGGCAGCUUCUUGUCAUUGUUGGUAGCUAUCUGGCCAUCCAAAAACACAACAACUCACAGACUUCUGACGGUCAGCUAACCCAUCUAUUGGACAAGUGCAGAAUGUGAAUGUGAUUCCUGAAUCCUUGGAAACCUCAGUCCUCAGUCAGAUCCUUAGCAUGGCUUGGGGUGAUGUGUUACUUGCCAUUCUUUGUUGGAGCUAGUUUAAGAACAACACUCAACAUGAUCUCAUAAUGGUUGCGUCAAUAUUUUGACCUCAUUGGAAAAGGUUUUGAUUUCGUGUAGGAGAAGACGUAUCUGGGGGAUCCAUGAAGUCCUAUAGUUUGCCACAGACCUGAAUAUCUAGAUUGUAUAAAUAUGAAUGUAAGUAUUGUAUUAAUGUUAAAUUGGACAAACUUACAUCAUAUAAAAUGAUUAUUAUUUCCUCCAUGGCACACUCCGAAGUAUAAUGAAUAUAGUUCAAGACAAAAUAAGUUAAUAUUUAACCUUAAUGUUUGACAAAGAUUAUAGCUGACCUUCAGUUGCACUGACUAACAGUAUAACUAAUCGUGCGACUUUGAAUGUUUUGUAUUCAGUUUCUGCCAAAGUGUGGACAUACAAUGUUUGUCUGGUGCUUGGUCUAAAAUGUACACUAGUUUUCCACUGUGGCCGCUCUGAAUGUGAGAACUUUUUCUGCUACUUUAACACUUAUUAUAAAUGGGUUGAAAUAAAAUGUAUGGAAGGCAGGAAACCCACUUGGCCCUCUGGAGAUAUAGAUAGAUAGUGUUAUAUAUAUAUAUGGCACGCCAGUUGAUCAUUACACAGAUGACCGUUUCUAGGCCUUGUGACACGGUUUGUUUACAUUCAAUAGGGUAACCAGACAAAUCAUGACCUUGGGACUAAGGUUCUAUCUUCGCAAAGCAUAGUUCUAAGAUAUUGUGCAUCAACGUUUUUACAUCCCAGAUCUAAGAAGCGUUUUGUAGUGAAUUCUUCUUUCAUAACCCAUUUAAGGUACCUAAAGUGCAGAGUAUCAAAAUCCUGGGACAUACGUCCAGUGGUAGAUAGAACCUUAUGGCUCUGAAAUGUCAAUCUGGGUUCAGCCAUAAGGUUCUGUCUGACACUUCUGAAUUAGACGUUCAGUUUUUUGAAUGCAUAAUUAACCACGUUUACAUGCGCAAAGUAUUCUGGAUAAGGGCACAUAUCCCGCUUAAGGUCUUAUUCAGGAUGAGCUGUUUACAUGCAUCUUUGAUAUCCCACUCAUGAGUAUCCCUGUAACCAUGAAUGAACAGAAUAUUCCUCAUUUAAAUAUGGGUUAAAUGGAAUAGUAACUGGAAAUAUGGACACUGACUGUAGGCCUAUAACCUCUCACAUGUAGCGUAAUAUAAUAUUAACUCCUGCAGAAUUAGGCUAUGUAUUUCUUGCAGUGAAAUUAUACAACAAAUGUUAAUUUUGUCUCAGGAACAGGAGUGGAGAAAUAUGAUUUCUUUCUUUCAGCGUCUCUCGAGAAAAUGCGAAUGAUCUUUGACAUCGCAGACAGUAUUUCAACCACGUAAAAUAUGCACCCAAGAUGAACUGAAGUCAGAAACGUGUUUCGUCGUUUUCUCAGCUUUUCAUUUCCUUAAAACCGGUCAAACUGAUGACAUUUGGACCGUUUGCACUGGACCAAUCUUUCCACUGUUUUGGAGUUGUUGUGUUUUCUCCACGGUUCCUAAACGAAACAGACAACUUUACCGGUGUUAACUGGAUUACUAAUGCAUUAAUUGUAUCGAUGUAAGACGUUAUUCUGGCGAGCACUACUUUAUUUAGUAUUCUGGGGCAACAAGUUAUGACAGAAGAGAAGCUGCAUGUAUCAAACUAUAGUUGACAAACACAUGGCCUACCAAAUGUCGGAAAUUAUGUGGCCUACCAAAUGUCGGAAAUUGUAAGCAGAAACUUGUCUAAAUUAGAGAUGAAAGUCGCCGGUUGUAAAUUAAUUAUAGUCAGCAAAAUUAUUAUUGAAUUAUUUUGGUGGAUCGAACUGCUCAGGUAGCCUGCUUUUUGAAGUGAUUUGUGAAACUGAGUCUGCGCAGACCGCAAAAACAACAGUAAAGGGGAUAAGAUGUUUACAUGCUACAGUAUCCCGUCUUAGAGCAGCAUAUCCCAGGCAUCUUAUCCGGGUUUCUCAUAGCCGGGAUACAAGCUUUUUCGGGUUAUUGUAAACGGGAUAUGAUGUUUUAUAUGCGUUAACUCAAAAACAUAAUACUUGAGUAUCCCAAAUAAUAACGGGAUAUUGGUGUGCGUGUAAACAUGGUCAGUGAUUAGAAUAACACUAUUUUCUCAAGAUAGUCCGAACACAUCAAAUACGUUGAGGAAUGUAUUAUGAUCAUCAGACAAAUGACUCAUCACUGAACAACGAUGUGACAACAUCAUUUACUUUACGAUUUCUGACAGUUUCGUUUUUUUUGUUUUUUUUGCUUGCCAUUAUUGCUGGAAAGACUAGCCUAGACCAUACUUAGAGGGAGAUUGCAAAGACGUGUUCUGAUUGGUUUGUCUGUAUUUGUUCAGGCUUGUGAUUGGAUUGCAGAUAGAACCUUAUAGCGCCAAGUUCAAAUGGGUUUAUGCAGAUCUAACUUUCUCGUUUUUAAUUUAUUUCACGUAAAUUAUGUGGAUAUAUUGAAGCAACAUCUCAAGACAUAAGUCAGGAAGUUAAAUCUUAAUUGCAAAUGGGUCUUCCAAGUGGACAAUGACCCCAAGCAUACUUCCAAAGUUGUGGCAAAAUGGCUUAAGGACAACAAAGUCAAGGUAUUGGAGUGGCCGUCACAAAGCCCUGACCUCAAUCCUAUAGAACAUUUGUGGGCAGAACUGAAAAAGCGUGUGCGAGCAAGGAGGCCUACAAACCUGACUCAGUUACACCAGCUCUGUCAGGAGGAAUGGGCCAAAAUUCAGCCAACUUAUUGUGGGAAGCUUGUGGAAGGCUAUUCAAAACGUUUGACCCAAGUUAAACAAUUUAAAGGCAAUGCUACCAAAUACUAAUUGAGUGUAUGUAAACUUCUGACCCACUGGGAAUGUGAUGACUGAAAUAAAAGCUGAAAUAAAUAAUUCUCUACUAUUAUUCUGACAUUUCACAUUCUUAAAAUAAAGUGGUGAUCCUAACUGACCUAAGACAGGGAAUCCCAUAUAGAUUGCAAAAUAGUUGGGAAGACAUUUGACAUACCGAUUCCAUGGCAUACUGUUUAUUUUUAUUUUUUAUUUUAUUUCACCUUUAUUUAACCAGGUAAGCCAGUUGAGAACAAGUUCUCAUUUACAACUGCGACCUGGCCAAGAUAAAGCAAAGCAGUGCGAUUUAAAAACAACAACACAGAGUUACAUAUGGGGUAAAACAAAACAUAAAGUCAAAAAAUACAACAGAAAAUAUAUAUAUACAGUGUGUGCAAAUGUAGCAAGUUAUGGAGGUAAGGCAAUAAAUAGGCUAUAGUGCAAAAUAAUUACAAUUAGUAUUAACACUGGAAUGAUAGAUGUGCAAGAGAUGAUGUGCAAAUAGAGAUACUGGGGUGCAAAUGAGCAAAAUAAAUAUCAAUAUAGGGAUGAGGUAGUUGGGUGGGCUAAUUUCAGAUGGGCUGUGUACAGGUGCAGUGAUCGGUAAGCUGCUCUGAUGCUUAAUGUGAGGGAGAUAAGUGUCUCCAGCUUCAGAGAUUUUUGCAGUUCGUUCCAGUCAUUGGCAGCAGAGAACUGGAAGGAAUGGCGGCCAAAGGAGGUGUUGGCUUUGGGGAUGACCAGUAAGAUAUACCUGCUGGAGCGCAUACUACGGGUGGGUGUUGCUAUGGUGACCAAUGAGCUAAUAUAAGGCGGGGAUUUGAUAGCAGUGAUUUAUAGAUGGCCUGAAGCCAGUGGGUUUGACGAAGAACAUGUAGUGAGGACCAGCCAACAAGAGCGUACAGGUCACAGUGGUGGGUAGUGUAUGGGGCUUUGGAGACAAAACGGAUGGCACUGUGAUAGACUACAUCCAAUUUGCUGAGUAGAGUGUUGUUGGCUAUUUUGUAAAUGACAUCGCCGAAGUCAAGGAUCGGUAGGAUAGUCCGUUUUACGAGGGCAUGUUUGGCAGCAUGAGUGAAGGAGGCUUUGAUGCGAAAUAGGAAGCCGAUUCUAGAUUUAACUUUGGAUUGGAGAUUCUUAAUGUGAGUCUGGAAGGAGAGUUUACAGUCUAACCAGACACCUAGGUAUUUGUAGUUGUCCACAUACUCUAGGUCAGACCCGUCGAGAGUAGGGAUUCUAGUCGAGUGGGCGUCAAAGAUCACUAGUGUUUAAGAGCAGUUGGAGGCUACUGAAGGAGUGUUGUAUGCCAUUGAAGCUCGUUUGGAGGUUUGUUAACAGUGUCCAAUGAAGGGCCAGAUGUAUACAAAAUAGUGUCGUCUGCGUAGAGGUGGAUCUGAGAGUCACCAGCAGCAAGAGCGACAUCAUUGAUAUACACAGAGAAAAGUGUCGGCCCAAGAAUUGAACCCUGUGGCACCCCCAUAGAGACUGCCAUAGGUCCAGACAACAGGCCCUCCGAUUUGACACAUUGAACUGUAUCUGAGAAGUAGUUGGUGAACCAGGCGAGGCAGUCAUUUGGGAAACCAAGGCUAUUUAGUCUGCCAAUAAGAAUGCGGUGGUUGACAGAGUCGAAAGCCUUGGCCAGGUCGAUGAAGAUGGCUGCACAGUACUGUCUAUUAUCGAUCGCGGUUAUAAUAUCGUUUAGGACCUUGAGCGUGGCUGAGGUGCACCCAUGACCAGCUCGGAAACCGGAUUGCAUAGCGGAGAAGGUACGGUGGGAUUCGAAAUGGUCGGUGAUCUGUUUGUUAACUUGGCUUUCAAAUACUUUCGAAAGGCAGGGCAGGAUGGAUAUAGGUCUGUAACAGUUUGGAUCUAGAGUGUCACCCCCUUUGAAGAGGGGGAUGACCGCGGCAGCUUUCCAAUCUCUGGGGAUCUCAGACGUUACGAAAGAGGUUGAACGGGCUAGUAAUAGGGGUUGCGACAAUUUCGGCGGCUAGUUUUAGAAAGAAAGUGUCCAGAUUGUCUAGCCCAGAUGAUUUGUAGGGGUCCAGAUUUUGCAGCUCUUUCAGAACAUCAGCUGUCUGAAUUUGUGUGAAGGAGAAGCGGGGGGGGCAUGGGCAAGUUGCAAGAACUGAUACGCAAAACAACGCCGGAUUCAAAACGUAUAAAUGUUCAAUUUAAAUUAUUAUAUAAAAUUCUUGCUACCAAUAGAAUGUUAUUUGUAUGGGGGAUACAAUAUUCCCAGCUCUGCAGAUUUUGCUGUGAAGAGACAGAAUCAUUAGAUCAUUUUGUUUUGGUACUGUCCAUUUGUAGCUUGUUUCUGGACACAGGUCCAGGAAUGGCUGAAGGAUUGCAAUAUUUGCAUGGAGCUAACCCUGCAGAUAGCACUACUGGGUGAUCUGAAAAGUCGUCAUAGUCAAUCGAUCAAUAAUAUAAUAAUACUUUUAGCAAAAAUGUUUAUUUUCAAUUAUAAACUGUAGAAACAAUGACAAUAGAAAGGUUCAGAACUUUUGUAAAACAUCACAGUACAGUUGAAAAAUAUAUGGCAAAUAGAAAUCCAAUCUGGAUGGUGUUAAGAGAUAGAUGGGAGGUGUUGAAUGGAGCUGAAGGAUGGGACUAAUAACAACAAGAUAACUAGUGUAAUGCAUGAUGUGUCCAUAAUAAGUAUAUAGGUUAUAUAUUGUGAGCUUUUGUGAAAGAGCACAGUUAGAAAGAUAUGGCAUAUAGAAGCAUACCAGAUGGACAUCAUGAAAAUGAUCAGAGGAAGUUCAGGAGUAAAAACAAACAAAAUAUAAUUAUUGACUGUGUCCAUAAAAUGUGUAUAGUAUGUAUAAGCAUGAAGUAGAGGCCUAAGCAUUGUUGUUCACUAGUUUACUCCAAUUAGGGAAGGGAUAGGGUUGGAAAGUAAUAAAGGGAAAUAUAUAUAUAUAUAUAUAUAUAUAUUUUUUUUAUAAGGAUAUGUGUUUUUUUUUUUUUAAAGGAUGUGUGUGUGUGUAUGUAUAUAUAUGCGAGAGAGAAAAAACUAAACCAUAUGGGGGAUUGGAAGUGAUGCAGACAAUUACAUUGAUGGAAGUUACAAUCUAUCUGCAAUAUUAAAGCUGAUCUACCCCCCCCCCCCCCCCCCCCCCAAAAAAAAAAAAGACAGGGAAUUUUUACUAGGAUUAAAUGUCAGGAAUUGUGAAAAACUGAGUUUAAAUGUGUUUGGCUAACGUGUAUGUAAACUUCCGACUUCAACUGUUCAUCGGAAGAAGCAUGAAGGUAGGAUUUUGCCCAUUUUGUGUGUGUGAGUUUAAAUGUGUGUGUUUGUAUUCUUCUGUGUUUUUCCACAGUGCGGAAGUCCAAAGCGGCUGACCUGCGGCGACGGUCCAUUGCCAAGCAGACCCGUGAUGACCACCGGCGGCAAUCAGUCAAGGCUCUGGAGCGAGGCCGUGUGGCUGCCGUCACCAAGGCCUUCGGAGGGGACAAACCGGCCCUGCCGCCCAAACCCAAACCCAGGAACCUUACUGUGACCAGCGACACCCUUAACCCGUGAGCUGACCUGUGCCUUCACAGUAAUACAGGACCUGUUCAGCAGAGUUGGGGUCAAAUCCUUUUCAAUUCAGUAAAUUCAGGAAGUGAACUGAAAUUCAAAUUUUCCUCAAUACUUCUUUGAGAAAUGUGUGCAUUUGUUGGAAUCCGAAUGUCAGUUUACUUCCAGAAUUGAAAAGGAAUUGACCCCAACCCUACUGUUCAGGAGGUCUAGGGUCCAACAUUAUCCAACAUUCCGAUAUACAGUUGAAGUCGGAAGUUUGCAUACACUUAGGUUGGAGUCAUUAAAACUUGUUUUUCAACCUCUCCACAAAUGUCUUGUUAACAAACUAUAGUUUUGGCAAGUCAGUUAGGACAUCUACUUUGUGCAUGACACAAGUAAAUUUUCCAACAAUUGUUUACUUAUAAUUCACUGUAUCACAAUUCCAGUGCGUCAGAAGUUUACAUACACCACGUUGACUGUGCCUUUAAAAAGCUUGGAAAAUUCCAGAAAAUGAUGUCAAGGCUUUAGAAGCUUCUGAUAGGCUAAUUGACAUAAUUUGAGUCAAUUGGAGGUGUACCUGUGGAUGUAUUUCAAGGCCUACCUUCAAUCUCAGUGCCUCUUUGCUUGACAUCAUGGGAAAAUCAAAAGAAAUCAGCCAAGACCUCAGAAAAAAAAUUGUAGACCUCCACAAGUCUGGUUCAUCCUUGGGAGCAAUUUCUAAACACGUGAAGGUACCACGUUCAUCUGUACAAACAAUAGUAUGCAAGUAUAAACACCAUGGGACCACGCAGCCGUCAUACCGCUCAGGAAGGAGACGUGUUCUGUCUCCUAGAGAUGAGCGUACUUUGGUGCGAAAAGUGCAAAUCAAUCCCAGAACAACAGCAAAGGACCUUGUGAAGAUGCUGGAGGAAACGGGUACAAAAGUAUCUAUAUCCACAGUAAAACGAGUCCUAAAUUGACAUAACCUUAAAGGCCGCUCAGCAAGGAAGAAGCCACUGCUCCAAAACCACCAUAAAAAAGCCAGACUACAGUUUGCAACUGCACAUGGGGACAAAGAUUGUACUUUUUGGAGAAAUGUCCUCUGGUCUGAUGAAACAAAAAUUGAAUUGUUUGGCCAUAAUGACCAUCGUAAUGUUUGGAGGAAAAAGGGGGUACUUGCAAGCCGAAGAACACCUUCCCAACCGUGAAGAACGGGGGUGGCAGCAUCAUGCUGUGGGGGUGCUUUGCUGCAGGAGGGACUUGUGCACUUCACAAAAUAGAUGGCAUCAUGAGGAAGGAAAAUUAUGUGGAUAUAUUGAAGCAACAUCUCAAGACAUCAGUCAGGAAGUUGAAGCUUGGUCGCAAAUGGGUCUUCCAAAUGGACAAUGACCCCAAGCAUACUUCCAAAGUUGUGGCAAAAUGGCUUAAGGACAACAAAGUCAAGGUAUUGGAGUGGCCAUCACAAAGCCCUGACCUCAAUCCUAUAGACAAUUGUGGGCAGAACUGAAAAAGUGUGUGCGAGCAAGAAGGCCUACAAACCUGACUCAGUUACACCAGCUCUGUCAGGAGGAAUGGGCCAAAAUUCACCCAACUUUUUGUGGAAGGCUACCCAAAAUGUUUGACCCAAGUUAAACAAUUUAAAGGCAAUGCUACCAAAUACUAAUUGAGUGUAUGUAAACUUCUGACCCACUGGGAAUGUGAUGAAAGAAAUAAAACCUGAAAUAAAUCACUCUUUACUAUUAUUCUGACAUUUCACAUUCUUAAAAUAAAGUGGUGAUCCUAACUGACCUAAGAAGGGGAAUUUUUACUAGGAUUAAAUGUCAGGAAUUGUGAAAAACUGAGUUUAAAUGUAUUUGGCUAAGGUGUAUGUAAACUUCCGACUUCAACUGUAAAUACUAUUGUUGGUUAUGUAGAGGAGGGAAUAAUUCUGCAAUUGUGUCAGCUCUAUUAAUUCAAUUUAUAUAUGCAGCAUUAAGAAUGUUUGACAUCACUGAAUACACCCUGGACUAGGCUCAACCCCACUGAAACCCAAUGGUCCCUUCCCCUAGUUACUACCACUUAGGACUUUGCAGGUCAGAAGGUCAAUAAUAUAAUUAUUCAAUAAUAUAACUAUUCUAUACUUUGCUCCUGUAUUUUAAUCCUGAGCUUAGAUCAUUAUUAGACCCACUGGAUUCAGAGAAUCAUCCUAGAUUCCUACUCUUUCCUUCCAUGAAAUAGGAAUCUAGGGAGAUUCUCUGAAUCCAGUGGGUCUAAUAAUGAUCUAAGCUCAGGAUUAAAAUACAGGAGCAAAGUAUAGAAUAGUUAUAUUAUUGAGUAGUUAGUUAAAUCCACUCUAUAUUCUCACUGGUAUUAGUGAACCAAAGCUUUCCACCAGCCUUAUAUGGUGAUGGAUGUGUGCCGGAGUCGUCCUGUAAGGACACAUCUCUGUGCUCGUGCUUGUGAUGGUUUGUCUUAUUCACUGAACGCUGAUGUCUAGGGAUACCCCUUUCGGAUAAAGCCAUGCAGAAAAACAGUGAGCCUUCGAGCUUAAACGCAUGAAUGCCUUUCACUGGCUGGCUGACAGCCUGACCCACUCGUUUUCUCUAUCACUGUCUGACAGGAAGCAAGGGGUGCGACGCACACUGUCCACCUCUGGCAGAGAGCACAUCAUUCGAUGGUUCCAAGAGGAACAGCUGCCUUUCCGAGCGGGUUUCGAGAAGGACCAGAGUCGUGUCGCGUCUUGGUUCCAUGGUAAGGGGCCAAGUUGCGUCUGAAACGUUUCUAACUAAACAACAAAGAUUACAUCUAUAAUGGACAACAUAAGGUUAUUUUGAAUAUAGGGACAAAUGCAAAUAAAUCUGGAUUUGUUUACAUUAGACCAAAAGACAGUAAGUCAGUUACUGUAUGUGGGUCUCCAUGCCACUCAGUACAGUUGGCUAGUAGUAGGUCUGAUGCCUCCUACUGUUUGAAAUAUCUUAAUUAUACCACAGAAUACACAAGCUUGAUCAAUUUAGUAGUACAGUGGUAGGCAACCCUGUUCCUGGAGUACUGCAGGAUUUUGUUCCAACUAGUCACCACACCUGACCAACUGAGCUAAUUGUUUAGGUGAUUGCCUAAAUUCAACACACCUGGUCUUCCAGGUCGUUAAAUCAAAAACAUGAAGUACAUGCUGGGCACGCCAGGACCAGGGUUGCCUAGCUACCCCUGACGUAGUAGGGGCACCUACGCAAAUUCUGCUUCUAUAUCUCUGCUGCUAUACAGGGGGUUUAUCAUUGACUCUCUUGCCUUGUGACUUCUCCUAUAUUAAAACGUAUCUGAAAGGACUGGCAGUAGUAUGAUCAGAGCAGAGGUGUAUUCACUAGGAAGCAAAUGGAACGAAACAGCGAGGGACCGACCUGAAUGUGUCCAAUAGAAACUCUCGUUUACGUUGCGAAAUGUUUUUCGUUGCGGUGUGCGACUAAUGAAUACACCCCAGCCAGGUUUCUCAUGUUGAACGGAAGCAACGGCCCUGUCCAGAAACAACCCCUUGUCCCUACUCCCGAGAUGCACUUGUGUAGCUCUGACUGGGUAGGUGUAAGCAAUAUGGAGAAAAUAGAAACUGGCCUAUCAAAAGGCCAGGUGGAGCUAUUAUAUAUUACUUAAACCUAUCAAAUCCUGUCAGAUCUCCCCAAGUAUCUCAGAGCUACAGGUCGUUUCUGGAGAGUAAAACAGAAUAUACAGCAUGUGGUCUUCAGCUAUCCAUCCUUAAUAUGUCACGUCAGGGUGUUAUUCUCACGUUGCAAUAAUUAUAACUGACCCACCGUUACUUUUCCCACCAAGGCAUCAUUUCGAGGCAGGAAGCCGAGGACUUACUGAGCGAGGGAGUACCCGGGCACUUUCUGGUGCGGGUCAGCGAGAGGAUUCUUGGAUACGUCCUGUCUUAUCGAUGCAAAGAGGAGUUUAAACACUUCCUCAUUGACGCUACAGAGGGCUGCUACAUGCUGCUGGGCCACCAGAUCAGAUUCACCUCGCUGGCAGAGCUUGUGGAGUACCAUGAGGUAGUGGCACAUUUAUAGCCCUUAUUUUGUAGUUUUUUAUUUUGUAGUAUUUGGGGGUUGUUUAGGGUAGUUUUGAUGGUUUUAAUGGAACUUGUCGUGAUAUGUGGUUGUUUUGCCUACUUUAGUUGAUUAUAUGUCGCUCUGGAUAGGCGUGUCUGCUAAAUGACUACAUUUUUUUAUAAUAAAGGAUUUACUGUGGGUGGGAUGUUGAAUAUCACCUCUUCUCUACCUCAAUAUAGAGACAAUAAUGCACCUUGUUUUGUAUUCACAUGAACUCUGUUGAAGUGGAGUAGAAUAAUAUGACGUGUUGCGUUUUCUUCUGUCACUAGGGGGAGCCAAUCACCAUGUCAGGAGGGGAGCAGCUGCUCCAGCCAUGUGGCCAGAAGCCUAGUGAUGUGGACUAUGCAGACCUCUUUACCUGAAAUCCAGCAAGGGUCAUGUCCCAAUAGUCUAAAACGGCCUCCUCUCCUAGUCUCCUUCCUUCAUGACCACUGGUCAGAAAGGUCUCAAAAGGUGAAUGAUUGAGACCCGGUCGUUUCACCUGUCAGCAGCUUUUAAACAGUCUAUGGUUAGUUCAAGGCGGUAAAGAGACAAGGAAGGAAGCCACUUUAGAGUAUUAAGACACAACCCUAAGGCAGAGACACGAGACGGAUCUCUGUGGAACAAAGUGUUGCUACGGGAGACUCACUAUGGCUACAUAACCGACAGAGCUUGUUUUCUCAGGAGGGUUUACAGGAUGUUCAGAUGGAAGUGUAAUGUUUAGAACCGAUAUGUUCUAAAUCAUGUAGAAUAUAACAAUAACAGAAUAACUAUUUUUCAAGGAGGAACUUCGGUUAACUUCAUUAAUAUGGAAUCGUGUCAUCUCUAGUCAUUCUAUUUCUAUCUGCAAUGUUCAGAAAGCUUCACAUCAGUGUUGACAUUGACACUAUUCCCCCCCCAGUGCCAACUGUCAAGCCACCGACUUUCUAUUAUAUAUAGACCUCCUCUAACCCCCAUAUACAAUAUGAACAGGGCUGUAAUAUCAUUACAGGUAAUGUAACCUGCGGCAAAAUUGUAAAGGCACAUUUGACAGCGACAACAUACAACAGUUGCCUGUUUGGGGACGAAUGACUUGAAUAAAUUCUGCACUUUGUAUUGCAACUGUCUAGUUGGUUUCAAUGCUGACCUGAGGGGUAUACUAGUUCUACAAAAAGCAUGAUCAAUGAGUUGGCUAGCUAACUUGCCUAAAUAUUCUGAAUUGUUUUUAU
Molecule: messenger RNA, 22875 nt
Organism: Coregonus sp. 'balchen'
Lineage: Eukaryota; Metazoa; Chordata; Actinopteri; Salmoniformes; Salmonidae
Source: the annotation of a GenBank genome assembly